CACAAAAAGCGAAAUAUGGCGACGUGUAGUAGAAGUUGUUUUUGACUAUCAUCUUUUAUAAAUAAUUGGAGCCUGUGUGAGCGAACUUUGAUCUUAUCUUAUUAAGUGAUUGAAGGUGUAUCCGAAACGUAGUGUAACGUAAAUCAUUGAAAAAUGAAUUACAAUCACUCGAACGCACGCCGAGGAAAAAGAUUACUGGAUCCAUCAGCUGGUUUAUCGGCACCAAUGCCACCAAUGCCACAAAAUCCUCCAAUGCCACAAAAUCCAUAUAUGCCUGUAUAUAAUCAACAGGCACCGAUGAAUCAUGAUGCAAUGCCGGAAUAUGGUUUUAACAUUUCUGGACAGGCACCACCACCAUAUGGAUUUAAUCAGCAGGUACCCAGUUAUCCGGCUCCUGACAAUCAAGGAGGAGAAUUUGUCGCAAGUUCACAAUUUGCGACACAAUUAUUAAGCCAACCAGUUGUAACAAACAUGGCGGUCCAAUAUGGGAAUGCAUUGGUUGGUACUGGAAAACAGCAUUUAGAAAAAUAUGUGCCAGUUACAGCAUUGAAAUAUUACUUUGCUGUAAACACAGAUUAUGUUUUUGGAAAGUUAAUGCUGUUGUUCUUCCCGUUUACUCAUAAGGACUGGUCUGUGAAAUACGAACAAGAUGUACCGUUGCAACCACGAUAUGAAAAAAAUGCACCAGACAUGUAUAUACCUACAAUGGCGUUUUUCACGUACGUCGCUACGGCGGGAUUAGUUUUAGGCAUGCAUGAACGUUUCACACAUGAGCAGCUGGGUAUUCUGGCCAGUUCCGCUCUCGCCUGGGGUGUGAUUGAAUUGCUUGUCCAUACUGUGAGUUUGUACGUAAUGAAUCUUCAAACGAGUCUAACAACGUUAGAUUUGUUGGCGUAUUGCGGUUAUAAGUAUGUCGGUAUUAACGCGGCCCUGUUGAUAUCAUUGCUAUUUCGAAAAUACGGUUACUAUGUGAUGCUAUUGUACUUUAGUAUCUCUCUAGCUGUCUUUCUGAUGCGAUCGUUAAAAUUAAGAGUCAUCAGCAAUAGUUCGUACACAGCCUCUGGUAAUAAAAGACGGCUUUACUUUAUCCUCUUCUUAGCUGGUAUACAACCCCUUCUAAUGUGGUGGUUGUCGUAUCACUUGAUUUAAAUGACAGGCAGGAAAUUUAUAAAAUACCAUUGAGGAGAAAACUAUAUAUUUAUUACUUGAUUAUUAUCACCUGUACAUUUUUUUGUAAUAAAAUUCGAAUAUGAUAUCAUUUAGAUAAUACA
Messenger RNA from Linepithema humile (Argentine ant), 1271 nucleotides. It is a transcript of the gene Yif1, whose product is annotated as Yip1d-interacting factor 1. Gene Ontology annotation, biological process: endoplasmic reticulum to Golgi vesicle-mediated transport. Lineage: Eukaryota; Metazoa; Arthropoda; Insecta; Hymenoptera; Formicidae. Gene Ontology annotation, cellular component: COPII-coated ER to Golgi transport vesicle; endoplasmic reticulum membrane; endoplasmic reticulum-Golgi intermediate compartment. The record is from RefSeq and is a predicted model, not a curated record.